ACGUAGCUGGCUCCAACUUAAAACCAACUUCACCGCAGUCUUCCGGGCAGAAAAGCGCAGACUGUGCGCUCGGAGCGGCCGCACACAAAAGGCGGAUCUCAGAAAAAAAGACGCAUUGAAAAGAAAUUUUAAAAAAAGAAGCUGGUGCUGGGUGGAAAAAGCGGACCAAGUUAGAACAGAGGUCAUCGUAUCCUAACUGGAAAAUGUCUUACCAUGGCCUGACGGCUCACCAGAGGAGCAAAGGACCCAUGCCCAGGGGCUUGAAUAGUAAAAUGAGUCAACAGAAAGACAUGUUGGGAAAUUAUGAAUCGGAUGACAAUGAAGGGGACCUCUGGCUUGAGGUCAAGAUCACUGAGGCUGAAACAGCAGCAGACUACUCAGACAAGAGCCAGCAGGCGAAAAAAGGAUGCACGCCAAGGGGGAAGAGAUAUGAAGGAAGUCAGCAGCAAGACAUGUUGGGAAAGUCUGGAUUGAAGACCAAUCAGAAGGACUUCAACCGUAGUGUCCACAACUUGACAACUGGUGGGUUUUCAGCAGACUACUCAGACAAGAGCCAGCAGGUUUGUGACUGUGGAUGGACCAAGUGGACCACUGACCGUGGCCUGAGGAUUCACCAGGCGAAAAAAGGAUGCACGCCAAGGGGGAAGAGAUAUGAAGGAAGUCAGCAGAAAGACAUGUUGGGAAAUGAUGAAUCGGAUGACAAUGAAGGGGACCUCUGGCUUGAGGUCAACAACACUGAGGCUGAAACAGCAGCAGACUACUCAGACAAGAGCCAGCAGGUUUGUGACUGUGGAUGGACCAAGUGGACCACUGACCGUGGCCUGAGGAUUCACCAGGGGAAAAAAGGAUGCACGCCAAGCGGGAAGAGAUAUGAAGGAAGUCAGCAGCGAGACAUCAACUUCAACCGUGGUGUCCACAACUUGACCAUGGCUGAAACAGCAGCAGACUACUCAGACAAGAGCCAGCAGGUUUGUGACUGUGGAUGGACCAAGUGGACCACUGACCGUGGCCUGAGGAUUCACCAGGGGAAAAAAGGAUGCACGCCAAGGGGGAAGAGAUAUGAAGGAAGUCAACAGAAAGACAUGUUGGGAAAUGAUGAAUCGGAUGACAAUGAAGGGGACCUCUGGCUUGAGGUCAACAACACUGAGGCUGAAACAGCAGCAGACUACUCAGACAAGAGCCAGCAGGUUUGUGACUGUGGAUGGAACAAGUGGACCACUGACCGUGGCCUGAGGAUUCACCAGGCGAAAAAAGGAUGCACGCCAAGCGGGAAGAGAUAUGAAGGAAGUGCGCAGCGAGACAUCAACUUCAACCGUGGUGUCCACAACUUGACAACUGACCUUAAUUUAGACGAUCAGGUUUGUUUCUGUGGAUGGUCCAUGUGGACCACUUACCAUGGCCUGAGGAUUCACCAGGGGAAGAAAGGAUGCACGCCGAAGGGACUGAGGAUUCCACAGAGCGAUCAGCACUUCUGGAAGACUCGGUGGGAAGCGAUGCACCCUAAGGGAAUGACUCCCAGAAAGGAGCUCUAGGGGACAUGAAGCUGAUAUCCAACCACCAGCUGAUGGAAAGAAAAUGUGUUACCAAGACGACAACAACGACAACAGGGAUUAUUUUCCAGCCUCUUGGAGUUACGGGACAUUUUCAACAAUAACCAAAACAAAUGUUGGUGUAUGAAGUGGUGGACAUAAGGGAAAAUCUAUCUAUGUAUCUAUCU
Labrus mixtus (cuckoo wrasse) is the source of this 1717-nucleotide messenger RNA. RefSeq lists its product as uncharacterized. The record is from RefSeq and is a predicted model, not a curated record. Lineage: Eukaryota; Metazoa; Chordata; Actinopteri; Labriformes; Labridae. The coding region runs from base 204 to 1532 and encodes 442 amino acids. The transcript is spliced from 10 exons.